AUGAAAUUAUCUAACAUCCUUUUAUUAUCAACCUCUUCAAUCGCUCUAGCUGCUCCAGCUGUCCAUCACGAUCACAAUGAAAAACGUGCUCUAGUUACCGUCACUGAAUUUGUUGACGAAAACGGUAACGCUAUCGUAGGUGCUACUGCUGCUACUGCCACUGCCGCCGCUGCCGCUGUUAAAAACCAAGAUGUAGUUGCUAACAACGUCGCUACUUCCUCUAAAGCUACUACUACUUUGGAAGGUACUUCUACCACUGCUGCUACUACCAAAGCUGCUGCCACUGCCACUGGUUCUUCUUCCUCUUCAGGUUACGGUGAUCUAUCUGCUUUCUCCGGUCCAAACCAAGAAUUCCAAGAUGGUACUAUCUCUUGUUCCGAUUUCCCAUCUGGUCAAGGUGUCGUCUCUGUCGAUUGGGAUGGCUUAUCCGGUUGGUCUACUAUCAUGGACAUGAAUGGUAACACUGCCACUUCUUGUCAAGAUGGUUACUACUGUAGUUACGCUUGUCAAGCUGGUAUGUCCAAGACUCAAUGGCCAAGUGAACAACCUUCCAACGGUAUGUCCGUCGGUGGUCUAUACUGUAAGAACGGUCUAUUAUACAGAUCUAACACCGACUCCAACUACUUAUGUGAAUGGGGUCAAAACUCUGCCGUUGCCGUUAACAACGCCGACCAAUCCAUCUCUAUGUGUAGAACCGAUUAUCCAGGUUCUGAAAACAUGGUUAUCCCAACUUUGAUCGAAGCCGGCUCCUCUCAACCUGUCUCCGUUGUCAAUGAAGACAGCUACUACCAAUGGCAAGGUAAGAAGACCUCCACUCAAUACUACGUUAACAACGCUGGUGUCUCCGUCGAAGACGGUUGUGUUUGGGGUUCUUCCGGUUCUGGUGUAGGUAACUGGGCUCCUGUUGUUCUAGGUGCCGGUUACACUAACGGUAUCACUUACUUAUCUAUCAUUCCAAACCCAAACAACAAGACUCCACCAAACUUUAACAUUAAGAUCGUCGCCUCUGAAGGUUCUUCCGUCAACGGUGAUUGUUCUUAUGUCGAUGGUGUCUACACUGGUUCCGGUUCUGAUGGUUGUACCGUCUCUGUUACCUCUGGUACUGCUCAAUUCGUCUUUUACUAG
This is a messenger RNA of Maudiozyma barnettii, 1125 nucleotides long. It is a transcript of the gene UTH1, whose product is annotated as SUN family protein UTH1. Gene Ontology annotation, cellular component: fungal-type cell wall; cell surface. NCBI's taxonomy places the organism in Eukaryota, Fungi, Ascomycota, Saccharomycetes, Saccharomycetales, Saccharomycetaceae. The record is from RefSeq and is a predicted model, not a curated record. The transcript has a single exon. The coding region runs from base 1 to 1125 and encodes 374 amino acids. Gene Ontology annotation, biological process: fungal-type cell wall organization.